Molecule: messenger RNA, 2093 nt
Organism: Condylura cristata (star-nosed mole)
Lineage: Eukaryota; Metazoa; Chordata; Mammalia; Eulipotyphla; Talpidae
Gene: DNAAF3
Product: dynein, axonemal, assembly factor 3
Exons: 11
Coding region: 1-1743 (580 amino acids)
Biological process (GO): motile cilium assembly; axonemal dynein complex assembly
Source: RefSeq, a predicted model, not a curated record
AUGACCACCCCGGCAGGCUCGGGCACGGGCUUCGGCUCCGUGUCAUGGUGGGGCCUGUCCCCGGCGCUGGACCUGCAGGCCGAAAGUGAGUCCCCCACUCAGGACCCCAGCUCCCCGACGCGGUGGCUGCCCACACGCCCUUGCCUGCCCUCCUCUGGGCGCCGUCCUCUUCCAGGUCCUCCUGCGGACCCCUGCUCUCCGGCAGACACCGGGUGCGGGACCCCCGAGCUGCAUGUGCUGUUGCUGGGCUCCGUGGACGGGCGGCACCUGCUGCGGACCCUGGCCCGGGCUGCCCUCUGGCCCCGCAGGAGGGUCAACUUCUAUGUACUGGAGAGUAAUCUGGAAGCUGUGGCCCGCCACAUGCUAAUCCUCAGCCUAGCACUGGAAGAGCCUGAGAAGAUGGGACUGCAAGAGCGGAGCGAGAUCUUCCUGGAGGUGUGGGGGAACGCGCUGCUGCGCCCCCCGGUGGCCGCCUUCGUGCGCGUCCAGGCCGCCAGCCUGGCGCACCUGAUCCCGGAACCCGACCGCCUGGCGGAGCAGCUGCCCUGGCUCAGCCUGGGCGCCCUCAAGUUCCGCGAGCGCGACGCCCUGGAGGCCGUGUUCCGCUUCUGGGCCGGCGGGGAGGAGGGGCCCGCGGCCUUCCCCAUGGGCCGCCUCUGGGACGCGCGGCUGCGCCACUACCUGGGCUCCCGCUACGACGCCCGGCGCGGCGUCAGCGACUGGGACCUGCACAUGAAGCUGCACGACCGCGGGGCCCGCGUCAUCCACACCCGCGAGUUUCGGCGCUGGAGGGACACGGGUGUCGCCUUUGAGCUCAGAGACGCCGGCGCCUACCACGCGCCCAACCGGACGCUGGCGUCUGGCCGCCUGCUGAGCCACCGAGGGGAGCGCGUGGCAGCGCGAGGGUACUGGGGGGACAUCGCCACGGGGCCCUUUGUGGCCUUCGGCAUCGAAGCGGAUGACGAGAGCCUCCUGCGGACCAGCAACGGGCAGCCCGUCAAGACGGCGGGCGAGAUUACGCAUCACAACGUGACCGAGCUGCUCCGGGAGCUGGCCGCCCGCCCCCGGGGAGAUCCUGAGCCGGUGCCGCCCGGCGAAGGAAGCCCAGAGCCUGGUAGGCCAGCCACUGGCCCAGAACUCUUCACUGUCCACUUCCUGCCCCUCGGCUCUGCCCAGACUCUACACCACAAGAGCUGCUACAAGGGACGGUUCCAGCUUCUGUACAUGGCCUGUGGGAUGGUUCAUCUUCUCAGUCCUGAGCUCGGGGCCUGUGUAGCCCCGGGAGGGCACUUGGUUGUGGAAUUAGCCCGGUACCUGGUGGACCUGCGGUCGGAGCAGCUGCAGGAGUUCUCCUCGCGGGCGGCGGAGCUCGCUCAGGCAGCCGGAUUUGCCGCACAGCCCGGGGCCAGGUCCUCCGAGACCUUCUUGCGCUUCUGCAAGUCUGGGGACUCCGCUCCAGGCCCAGUGGUGCCAGCCCUGGAGCCCCGGACUCCGCCCCUAGGCGCCCAGGCUCCGCCCCCGGAGGCCUCGACUCCGCCCCCGGAGGCCCGGAAGACCUCGCCUCUGCGGGGCCGGGCCCCAGCCUCUGAGCCAGCCGCGCCCGCCCCCGAGCCUCAGGCUUCACUCUCCAAGGUUCUGGCUCCACCCCAGAAAGCUUUGGCUCUGCCUACGGAGGGUCAGUCUGAAGGGACCCGCAGAGACCAAGCCCCCCACAUGGGACUUCUAAACGCAGGUCCUGAUUAGAGCCAGCCCCUCCCCCAGCCCUCCUUUCCAGCUCCCAGUCUGGCGCUCAGCAUUCUCACCCGCCCGAGGGCAGCUAGGACUUCAGCGGGCAGCUAGGACUUCAGAUUCCGUUCCUGGGACUCCGCAUUCCACCCCUCAGAGCUCCACAUUCCGCGGGGGAGAUGCUUAACCGGGGAGAGAUCCCACCCUGGCUGCAGGGCCCUGCGCCCGUCCCUUGGCCGGGUUCUCCUCCCUCCGCGGCUCGGCAUCCCGCGGGCCCAGUAAAGACGUGGGUUGUCUUCUCAGGGUCUGCGUGUCUCGCCUGUCCUCAGUGCGGCUCCUGUUGGGAACGGGCAGGGGCAGGAGCGGGC